CCUUCCAGCGCAGUACCCGCUAUCAAGUCGCGAAUCCGAAGUCAUGACGAUCACCCACGCCUCCUUCGCAGCCGUCGUUUUGGCCCUCUGCUGCCUGAGUUCGGUCCAUUCCCAGCCACAACGAGGACUUCCCCCGCCCCGCGGCAACUCCUUCGAUGCGAACGCGGUGAUCCUCAAGCAGAACUUCGACCUCAAUCCCGAUGGCUCCUACCAGUACAACUACGAGACGAGCAAUGGAAUCCGAGCGGAUGAGGCUGGCUAUUUGAAGAACCCGGGCAGUCAGUUGGAGGCUCAGGUAAUGCAGGGAUCUUACUCGUAUACCGGACCCGAUGGCGUGGUCUACACCAUCAACUACAUUGCCGAUGAGAACGGAUACCGUGCCGAGGGUGCCCACAUACCCACUCCGCCUCCAGUUCGUGCCGCCGCCGCUCCCGGAAGAUUCUUCAAGUAAACCCCAUCACUCCAACUUCGUGUUCUAAUUCUUCAUCGCUACGCUCAAGUUGGCAAUCGUUUCGUUGCGGGUCAGUUAAAUUGACCGAAAGUGAACCAGAUACAAACAAGAGAGAUCCAUCAUCCCACCCCCAACCAUUUCCCUGCUCCCGAAAACCUUCCUCACCUUCGUGCUUCAUCUGUGCAUUUCUAAGGCAAAGCCAAUUUCCAAUCUACGUUCUACAUUCUACUUAGUGCCUAACAAACUGUGUGUGAGAUAAACAUUUGUAAAAUAUGUAAAUUCGAUUGUUAAAUGUCGUACGGCAACGCAAGCUCAGCAAUAAAACGAAAAUUGCACAAAAAUCAA
Drosophila rhopaloa is the source of this 796-nucleotide messenger RNA. It is a transcript of the gene Cpr47Ea, whose product is annotated as cuticle protein CP14.6. Gene Ontology annotation, molecular function: structural constituent of chitin-based larval cuticle. Lineage: Eukaryota; Metazoa; Arthropoda; Insecta; Diptera; Drosophilidae. Gene Ontology annotation, cellular component: chitin-based extracellular matrix. The coding region runs from base 44 to 451 and encodes 135 amino acids. The record is from RefSeq and is a predicted model, not a curated record. The transcript is spliced from 4 exons.